This is a messenger RNA of Sebastes umbrosus (honeycomb rockfish), 2996 nucleotides long. RefSeq names its product palmitoyltransferase akr1. Gene Ontology annotation, molecular function: protein binding; palmitoyltransferase activity. Gene Ontology annotation, cellular component: Golgi membrane. The transcript has 10 exons. Gene Ontology annotation, biological process: protein palmitoylation. Bases 198 to 1895 code for a protein of 565 amino acids. NCBI's taxonomy places the organism in Eukaryota, Metazoa, Chordata, Actinopteri, Perciformes, Sebastidae. The record is from RefSeq and is a predicted model, not a curated record.
CCAGGGCGUGGUCUGCCUCAAUCAGUUUAGCACACAAUGAAAGAUCCCCGUUAUUUCUGCAGCGAAAGAUGAUCUCUCUUCUCUCUUUACAUCAUCAUGUUGUAGCGCUUCGUCCGAAGAGCUGAUUUUUUGUUUCCGUUUUGCAGUUUGUGUCGGUGGAAGUGACAGCAGGCCGCCUCUGUGCAGACAUCAUCAUAAUGCAUCCGAUGCCUGUGUGCUCCGAUAGCGGUGGAGACAUAUAUGACUGUAUACAGAGAGGAGAUAUUGAACUGUGUAUACAGUUCGUUCAAAAUGACCGAUCAGUUCUCAAGCAUAAAGGCUGGGGUGGUUUCACCCCGCUCCACUACGCUGCCCUCCAUGGUAACCGCGCCCUGGUUGACUUUUUCCUCAGCAAUGGAGCUGACCCUAACGUGACAUGUGAUGCAGGACAGACAUCCUUUCACUUUGCCUGCAGGCAAGGGAACAUCUAUAUCAUACACCAAAUGAUGCAGUACGGAGCUGAUUUGCGCCUCAUUGAUCUGCAGAGAAAAACAUCCCUGCAUCAUGCAGUUACUGGGGGCAGCAUUGUUGCAAUACACUACUUGUGGGAGACAGGAAUGUUCCGGUUCUCAGACACCGACAUGUACCAUGUGACACCGCUUCACCUGGCUGCAUCCACGGGCAACACAGAGGUGGUCCGGUAUUUGCUCAGAGACCAGAGAUGUGCUGUGGAUGCAGUCGACCAGCAGGGAGCGACCGCGCUUCAUGUCGCAGCAGAGAGGGGUGGAGUGGAGGUGGGCUGGACGCUGCUGCAGAGGACAGGCUGCAGGAUGCUCUAUCAGAAGACCUACAGCGGCCUCACGCCACUGGACCUCAGCAAACAGGGGAAAACAUUUAGACAUCAGCAACUCACCAAGCUACUGAAUCGGUACAUUCAUGAGCCAUUACACCACAAGCCCACAGAAUCUCAUGUUUUGUAUUACUGGACACUGUUGUUUCCAAGCCUGAGUGGAGCUGCCAUCCUGCUGAUAGCAGCCAUGUUGGGAGGCUACGGGGGGCUGACCUGCGGUUUGCUCUUCCCCUGGCUGGCCAGAAGCAUCUUCACACAGUUCCACCGCAUGACCACAUACCAAAGCGUCCGUCUUCCUUCCAGGUUACCCAACCCGAUCUACCUGGGAACCCUCUUAGCUGGCUUGUUCCAUUCGCUUCUCUGCUUCUAUGGAAAGAUAAUGCCUAGUGUGUGGCCAACCAGCGCUCUGGUCCAGGUGUCAAUGUUCCACUUCUCCCUAGUCCUCGGUUUGUUCUGUAAGGUUCUGACUCAGGAUCCUGGGACCCUGGAAAGAGCGGACGCAGAUCCUCGGUUCUCCUGCAUCGCUGACCUGGUGGAGAGCAGCCAGAGCCCCCACAGGUUCUGUCCAUACUGUGAGCUGUUUCCGCCCGACUACACGAAGCACUGCAAGCUGUGUGACGUGUGCGUCAAAGACUAUGACCACCACUGCCUUUUCCUCAACCGGUGCGUCGGCCGGGGCAACCACCGCCUUUUCCUCUUCUUCAUCCUCUCCAUGCUGAUCGCCCACUUCCUUUUCGUUGCCACGGCAACAAGUUACCUGUACGACAAGAUGCCCGUGAUGGGUCGCAGCUUCUCAACGUGGCUCACAUUGUUAGGGGAGGAGUUCUGGGUUGUGGUCAUGAUGGUCAUGAACGCACUGACGCUGCUUUGGGAGGUGUGGCUACUGAUUGAGCAGUUUGACGCCGUUGCCACGGGAACGACCACCUACUUCAGACAGUGCGAAAGCUCGGUGCGGCAGAGGUCAAUGGGUCAGCGCUGGGUUAUAGUGCUGUCGUAUCUGCUGGAGGGUCGACGGCGGGUGGGCAGCAGCUUAGCGAAAGAGGACACGACUUCCAUAGACAUUUAAAACUGUCAGUUUGUCUUGUAUCUCGAAACUGUUUCAUCGCUCACUUGCUUCUCAGUUUACAGUCUUUGGUGUGCACUAAACCUAGUGAUAAUGUCCUCAUUAGAUUCAAUAACUCCCUAAUGCCAUAUAACAUGUUGUACUUGAAUGUAAAAUUUGGUUACAUCUCAAUAUUCUAUUUUAAUAUACAGUCGGCUAUAUAGCAGAUUUGUCUGGCUAACAGGAUAACUACCACUAAGAGUUUAGAUGUUCAGCUAGUUUUUAGAGACCUCACUGAAUACUUUUAAAACAACAGUGUCCUAAUGAACGUGUUGGUUUACAUUGUUCUGUGUGAAGUACUUGAUAUUUCCAAAACUGUGUUUUAGCAGGAUACGCCUCUGAAUGAAUGCUCACAUUCACACCUGUUUUUAAAAUCCACAUCAGAAUGCUUUUUUAACAUCAUUGAUAUUUGUGUGUGUCAUCACGGUGUGUAAAGCAUUGUUCAAAGUCGUGAAGAUGUGUGUACUACUCAUAACAUUAGCAGGUCCUGUGAUUAGCUAUAGUGAUAAUGGUUAAUAGCAGGUGCACUGAAAGCCUUUGUUCCUGACAUAAUACCAUUACCACUCUGACCUGCUCCCAGUCAUUGGAGCCAUGACACUUCCUCUAUCUGCUCUCACUAAUGACACAUGGCUCUUUUCAUGGCUUCAAUUAAACACACUCAUUUCCUUUGUGUCCCCCAGGACCAUAUUUCUAGAUUAUAGAUGAUGUUCCCCACACCCCCUCGGAGGCCGGUGUGUCUGGACUUCGUCACGUGACAUUAUUUAGUGUCUACUGUACUGCCUGUCGUGCAUAUGGAGUGGUGAAGAUGAGCGCAUGUAAGCCUGUGAGUGCUUCUACUGUAUUUCUCUGUCCCCGGAUCAGUGUUAUUGUAUUCAACUGGCUGCCACUUGUCGAUAUCCCAAUAUAUUUUAUAUGUACUAAUGUAUUUUAUCUGUGGUUGCACAGUUCAUUUGGGUUUCCAAGAUGAUACCUCAUUUGUGCCAUGAUGUUUUCUUAUGCUGUAGGAAAAUGAUGCUGAAUGAAAAUAACACAUCACUGAAAUCUAUAAAUAAAUAAUAAGAACAA